UCGAGUUCCUUGCAGUUCGCUUUCGUCGAAUCAAGCAAUUUCAUUCCCCCUGUUGUCUUCUCUCGAACAAAGGCGCGAGAAGUUUUUGCAAACCCUAACGCUUAGAUCAGAAGAAGAACUCGCGAGAGACACAUCGACAAUGAAUUCAGCAGGUCGAAGAAGUGGAGGAGGCCUUCUCGAAGGUUUUUACAGAGUGAUCAUGCGCCGUAAUUCUGUUUACGUCACAUUCAUCAUCGCUGGUGCCUUUGUUGGAGAACGGGCCGUGGAUUAUGGAGUUCAGAAGCUCUGGGAGUACAACAAUGUCGGGAAACGGUACGAGGACAUUUCAGUUUUGGGGCAAAGACCAGUGGAAGAAUGAAACUGUUAGCCACUUAAAACCUACACAAUCAUGGAUUCAAGAGGUAAAGGAACUGGCUGUCUUAGGAUGGUAAAUGAGAAUGUAUUUCCAAUAGGAAAAAGGUUCUCUUUUUUUCCGCUCUGGAAAGUUUUUGUUUCUUCAUGAGAUUCUAAUGAUAUUUUAUUUGAUUUAAGUUUGGAGUUACAAGCUUGUCUAUUACUUUUGAUUGUUCAUCGAGAAUACAAUAAAAGCAAAAUGUUGAGAGUACUACUUAGAAAGUUACAAAGGUAUCAGCAUUCAGCAGUGA
This is a messenger RNA of Cucumis sativus (cucumber), 644 nucleotides long. RefSeq names its product cytochrome b-c1 complex subunit 9. The transcript is spliced from 3 exons. Bases 140 to 358 code for a protein of 72 amino acids. Lineage: Eukaryota; Viridiplantae; Streptophyta; Magnoliopsida; Cucurbitales; Cucurbitaceae. Gene Ontology annotation, biological process: mitochondrial electron transport, ubiquinol to cytochrome c. The record is from RefSeq and is a predicted model, not a curated record.